AUGUUCAAGAGCGGCAUUUCCGCCUUCGCCCGGACUGCCCGUCCCUCCUUUGCGGCGGCGUCUCGUCGCGCCGUCCGCCCGGCUGCCCUCAACCUCCGUGCUCCUGCCCUCAGCCGCUUCGCCAGCUCCGCCGGUGUUGGUGAUGGCAAGAUCUACCAGGUCAUUGGUGCCGUCGUCGAUGUCAAGUUCGAUACCGACAAGCUUCCUCCCAUUCUCAACGCCCUUGAGACUCAGAACAAUGGCCAGAAGCUCGUCCUCGAGGUCUCGCAACAUCUCGGCGAGAACGUCGUGAGAUGCAUUGCCAUGGACGGUACUGAGGGUCUCGUUCGUGGUGCCAAGGCCUCCGACACUGGUGCUCCCAUCACCAUCCCUGUCGGCCCUGCCACCCUUGGCCGUAUCAUCAACGUCACUGGUGACCCCAUCGACGAGCGCGGUCCCAUCAAGACCGACAAGUUCCGCUCUAUCCACGCCGAUGCCCCCGAGUUCGUUGAGCAGUCUACCACCGCCGAGAUUCUCGUCACUGGUAUCAAGGUCGUCGAUCUCCUCGCCCCCUACGCUCGUGGUGGAAAGAUUGGUCUCUUCGGUGGUGCCGGUGUCGGCAAGACCGUCUUCAUUCAGGAGCUUAUCAACAACAUCGCCAAGGCCCACGGUGGUUACUCCGUCUUCACUGGUGUCGGUGAGCGUACCCGUGAGGGUAACGAUCUGUACCACGAAAUGCAGGAGACUUCCGUCAUUCAGCUCGAUGGUGACUCCAAGGUCGCUCUUGUCUUCGGUCAGAUGAACGAGCCCCCCGGAGCUCGUGCCCGUGUCGCCCUUACUGGUCUCACCAUCGCCGAGUACUUCCGUGAUGAGGAGGGUCAGGAUGUGUUGCUCUUCAUUGACAACAUUUUCCGCUUCACCCAGGCCGGUUCCGAGGUGUCCGCUCUUCUCGGUCGUAUUCCCUCUGCCGUCGGUUACCAGCCCACCCUCGCCGUCGACAUGGGUCAGAUGCAGGAGCGCAUUACCACCACCACCAAGGGUUCCAUUACCUCCGUCCAGGCCGUCUACGUCCCUGCUGAUGAUUUGACUGAUCCUGCCCCCGCCACCACCUUCGCCCAUUUGGACGCCACCACUGUCUUGUCCCGUGGUAUCUCCGAGUUGGGUAUCUACCCCGCUGUCGAUCCCCUCGACUCCAAGUCCCGUAUGCUCGACCCCCGUAUCGUCGGUCAGGAGCACUACGAGACCGCCACCCGCGUCCAGCAGAUUCUCCAGGAGUACAAGUCUCUCCAGGAUAUCAUUGCCAUUCUUGGUAUGGACGAACUUUCCGAGGCCGAUAAGCUCACCGUCGAGCGUGCCCGUAAGAUCCAGCGUUUCCUCAGCCAGCCUUUCACUGUCGCUCAGGUCUUCACUGGUAUCGAGGGUAAGCUCGUUGACCUUAAGGACACCAUUGCCUCCUUCAAGGCCAUUCUUGCCGGUGAGGGUGAUGACCUCCCCGAGGGUGCCUUCUACAUGGUUGGUGACUUCGCCUCUGCUCGCGCCAAGGGUGAGAAGAUCCUUGCUGAGCUUGAGGGCUCUGCUUAA
Sordaria macrospora k-hell is the source of this 1560-nucleotide messenger RNA. RefSeq lists its product as uncharacterized. Gene Ontology annotation, molecular function: ATP hydrolysis activity; proton-transporting ATP synthase activity, rotational mechanism; ATP binding. Gene Ontology annotation, biological process: proton transmembrane transport; proton motive force-driven mitochondrial ATP synthesis. Lineage: Eukaryota; Fungi; Ascomycota; Sordariomycetes; Sordariales; Sordariaceae. The record is from RefSeq and is a predicted model, not a curated record.